Molecule: messenger RNA, 8122 nt
Organism: Columba livia (rock pigeon)
Lineage: Eukaryota; Metazoa; Chordata; Aves; Columbiformes; Columbidae
Gene: GAK
Product: cyclin G associated kinase
Exons: 28
Coding region: 171-4121 (1316 amino acids)
Biological process (GO): regulation of clathrin-dependent endocytosis; positive regulation of Notch signaling pathway; protein phosphorylation
Cellular component (GO): cytoplasm
Molecular function (GO): AP-2 adaptor complex binding; ATP binding; protein serine/threonine kinase activity
Source: RefSeq, a predicted model, not a curated record
ACUCCCGGAAGCAGGCCGGAGCGAAAGAUGGCUGAGUAGGCGUCUUGUCGUCGCUGUGGUCGGUAGCUUGGAGGAGCCACCCCGCCCCUCCCGCCGUGCUCCAUUCCCUGGUUUCCCCGCCGCCGCGGCCACCGCUCCCUCUCCCCCGCCGGACAGUGGCUGCUGGAGAUAUGUCGCUCUUCCAGUCUGCCCUGGAUUUCCUGGCGGGCCCCGGCUCCCUGGGGGCCACCAGCCGCGACCAGAACGAUUUCGUGGGGCAGACGGUGGAGAUGGGCGAUAUGAAGCUGCGCAUCAAGCGGGUCAUCGCGGAGGGUGGUUUUGCUUUUGUCUAUGAAGCUCAAGAUCUUGGAAGUGGCAAAGAUUAUGCUUUAAAGCGAUUGUUGUCUAAUGAAGAAGAAAAGAACAAAGCCAUCAUUCAAGAAGUUUGUUUUAUGAAAAAACUUUCAGGCCAUCCCAACAUCGUCCAGUUCUGCUCUGCUGCAUCUAUAGGAAAAGAAGAAUCAGACACGGGACAGGGAGAGUUUCUCCUGCUUACAGAGCUGUGUAGAGGACAGCUGGUGGAAUUCUUAAAGAAAGUAGAAGCCAAAGGACCUGUCUCCUGUGACACAGUUUUGAAGAUAUUUUAUCAGACCUGCAGGGCAGUGCAGCAUAUGCAUAAACAGAAGCCUCCUAUUAUCCAUAGAGAUUUAAAGGUGGAAAACUUGCUUAUUAGUAACCAAGGGACAAUAAAACUCUGUGACUUCGGUAGUGCUACAACUGUAGCUUACUAUCCUGACUACAGCUGGUCUGCACAGAAGAGAGCACUGGUUGAAGAAGAGAUCACAAGGAAUACAACACCAAUGUACAGGACACCAGAAAUGAUAGACUUGUAUUCAAAUUUUCCAAUUGGUGAAAAACAGGACAUUUGGGCUCUGGGCUGUAUCCUGUACUUGCUGUGCUUUAGGCAACAUCCAUUUGAAGAUGGAGCUAAACUUCGCAUAGUCAAUGGAAAAUAUGUCAUCCCACAAAAUGACACCCGCUACUCUGUGUUUCAUGAUCUCAUUCAUUCCAUGUUGAAGGUGAACCCGGAGGAGAGAUUGUCAAUCGCUGAAGUUGUGAAUCAACUGCAGGAGAUUGCAGCAGCUAGGAAUGCAAAUCCUAAAUCUCCCAUCACAGAGCUCCUGGAACAAAAUGGAGGCUAUGGAAGCAAUACUCUGCAUCGGACAUCUGUGACCUCUGUUUCACAGAGCUCCAAGCCUGCAGGACAGCUUAACAGUAUGUGUAAUACAGGCCUGACCGUUGCGGAAUGUGACCAGACUUAUGGAGGGUUCUUUGGUAUUCUGAGGGGUGGAACAGAGCGAUUUUUCACUAAUAUUAAGGAUACAUCUUCUAAAGUUAUCCAGUCUGUGGCCAAUUAUGCAAAAGGAGACUUGGAUAUAUCAUACAUCACUUCCAGAAUUGCUGUGAUGUCCUUUCCAGCUGAAGGUGUGGAGUCUGCCAUCAAAAAUAACAUAGAAGAUGUGCGGUUAUGUCUGGACUCUAAACAUCCUGGCCACUAUGCUGUGUACAAUCUCUCUCCAAGAACAUACAGACCUUCAAGAUUCCAUAAUAGGGUUUCUGAAUGUGGUUGGCCAGCAAGACGAGCACCGAAUCUUCAGAAUCUUUAUAGCAUAUGCAAGAACAUGCAUAUAUGGCUGAAACAAGACCAGAAAAAUGUUUGCAUUGUGCACUGCCUUGACGGAAGAGCAGCCUCUGCUGUUGUAGUUUGUUCUUUUCUGUGUUUCUGUCGCCUCUUCACUACUGCUGAAGCUGCAGUUUAUAUGUUCAGUAUGAAACGCUGUCCUCCUGGCAUUUGGCCUUCUCACAAAAGAUACAUUGAAUACAUGUGUGACAUGAUGGCUGAAGAACCCAUUAUUCCUCACAGCAAGCCCAUCCUUGUCAGAUCAAUCAUCAUGACUCCAGUUCCUCUUUUCAGUAAGCAGCGUAAUGGCUGCAGGCCGUUUUGUGAAGUUUAUGUGGGAGAUGAGAGAGUAGCCACUACCUCCCAGGAGUAUGACAAAAUGAAGGAAUUUAGAACUGAAGACGGGAAAGCUAUAAUUCCACUAGGUAUAACAGUCCAGGGAGAUGUUCUCAUUGUGAUCUAUCAUGCCAGGUCAACACUAGGAGGCCGACUACAAGCCAAGAUGGCUUCAAUGAAGAUGUUUCAGAUUCAGUUCCACACAGGUUUUGUGCCCCGAAAUGCCACCACAGUGAAAUUUGCCAAAUAUGAUCUGGAUGCCUGUGACAUACAAGAAAAAUACCCUGAUUUAUUUCAAGUCAAUCUGGAAGUAGAGGUGGAACCCAGAGACAGACCUAGCUGUGAACAGCCACCGUGGGAUAACAUGAAUAUAAAGGGACUGAAUCCCAAGAUCCUUUUCUCUACCCGAGAGGAACAGCAAGAUAUUUUAUCAAAAUUUGGGAAACCAGAGCUACCUAGGCAACCAGGUUCAACUGCACAAUAUGAAGCAGAGGCAUCCCAGCUGGAGCAGUCUUCAGAAAGUGCACCUACUGAUACAGAAUCCCCACAGAGCAGUAGUACUGAGGCAAAUAACUUCUUUCAUUCUCUGGACUGGAAAGGAAGAAGUCUGGAAAGUGGAAUAGAGGACAGUUCAUCUAAAAAUGUUCAUAUUCAACUACCUGAUGACAGAGAGGAGAGUGAUCCUUCAGAUGAGGAACUCCCUACAUUUUCAGGUGAAGAAAGUGCAGUAAUUAUUCAUGAAAAAGACUCUACUACUCCAGAAGGAGAGUUGCUUUUUGAAGCCCUAUCUGCACCAGUACAAAAAUCUAUUCCUGAAGAGAACAUAGACUUACUGGGACUGGACUCUGAUAUUUCACCAGAACAGAAAGAAUCUAUGCCAGAAAUAAACUCUUCAUCAAGUAAUGCAGAAUUGUUGAACAAUCUGUUUGUGGCUAAUGCAUCACAGAUUUCAGAAGAGCCCACUGGAGAUCUUCUUGGAGAAGGAACCGAUUUCUUUUUCAGUAGUCACUGUCCAGCUGCUACGCAGGGUACAUCUUCAGGAGCAGCUAUGUCUUCAGCUGAUCCUUUUGACCCCUUCACAAUGUCAUCAAGUUCAGAGAAUCAAGUUGUGUCUGGUCCCAACUUCUUUGGGGACUUUCUUAAUUCAAGCUCAACAUCUACAGUUAGUACAGUUCUUUCCACACAGAGUUUGCUUCCACCGUCUUCGAGCUCAGAUUUCUUAAAUUUAGGGAAUUUGACACCAGAGCCACCUAAAAUACCAUCUUCUACAAGCCACCCAGAUCUCUUAGGUGGAUGGGAUUCUUGGGCAGAUUCCUCAGCAACGAUUGAUGUGGCCUCCCCACAACUGAAGCCUCUUUUUGAAGCUCAAGCUUCUACCAUAAGGAACCAGUCCAGUGUGUCUUCAGGUCAGUCUUUCAGCCAGACUAUAUCUCAGAAUUUUGAUCCUUUUGCUGAUCUUGCCAACCUUGGAUCUGGUCUUCCAGGUUCCUCCAGUGGUGGAGUUUCAAAUAUUGGCUUUGGUCAGAAGACUGCUCCAUCUCAGAAACUGGGAAAUCAGUGGCAGAAAUCCACAAAAUCACAAAGUGUAUCCUGGCAGUCCCAGACUAAAUCCAGCACAGCAGCAAAACCAAAUUACACGCUAAACUUCAGUGUUAUUGGAGGACGAGAAGAAAGAGGAAUCAGAACCCCAAGCUUUGGUCAAAAGCCCAAAGUUUCAGAAAAUGACUUUGAGGAUCUCUUAUCUAAUCAAGGAUUUUCAGCGAAAUCUGAUAAAAAGGGACCAAAAACCAUUGCUGAGAUGAGAAAGCAAGAAAUGUCUAAAGAUAUGGACCCCUUGAAGCUCAAGAUUCUUGAAUGGAUUGAAGGAAAGGAGAGAAAUAUCAGAGCAUUAAUAUCCACUCUUCAUACGGUGCUUUGGGAAGGGGAAAAUAAGUGGAAACCAGUCAGCAUGGCAGAUCUAGUAACUCCUGAACAAGUGAAGAAAUACUACAGGAAAGCAGUGCUUGUAGUUCAUCCAGAUAAGGCCACAGGACAACCUUAUGAACAGUAUGCCAAAAUGAUCUUCAUGGAAUUGAGUGAUGCAUGGUCAGAGUUUGAAAACCAGGGAUCAAAGCCGCUUUUCUAAAACUUUACCUUUUACAGAACUACUUCAGGAAACUGGAGCUGAGCAUUUUCCAAGCUGAAGUCCUUUUUUCCAUGAUGUCAGCACAGCUUCUAAUCAUGCACUUAAAUGUGGUGAUGUAUUUUAUAAGAUGUAGAGUACAAAGCAUUACACAGAUGCAUUAGGAAAACAGCUGUUCAGUACUUGAAGAAAUCAGAGUCUGGAAGUAAAGAUUUCCUUUCAGUUUUGUACAUGGUAAAAUAGAAUUUUAGUGAAGCUCCAUGAUUUCUGACGUACUAGUAUUAAUUAUAAAUCAUUCAAAUUUUCCUGAUCUUUGUUUUACCUCUACCUUCCCCAUUCUUCUGUUACUUUCAGUCGUCUUGUGAUUAAAUUUUGAUGUUUCAUGUCUGUCACCUUAUUUGAAGUGCUUUAGUUAUCAGCAGUGAAUUUGCUUGGCUUAUCUCAAUCCUGAAGGUGUAUAUUUUCAUCUGUAUUUUAUGUAAUCCAUCUGAUAAUCAUUCUGUAAAUAAUGCUUUCUGACAAUACCUGUGUUCUUUACAAUAAAUUAAGAGUUAUUUCAGAUCUUUUUGCCUAAACGUUGGAAAGUCAGACAGUUGUUUUUUUUCUACAUAUAAUUAAUCUAGAAACAAAUCUUGACUUGAAGGACUGCAUGUUCCUGCUGUUUUGUUAUUUAUUAUGAACAUUUGGAAGGCAGUACUCUGACCAGUGCUUUUUUCCUAGUUCUUUAAAUGGUGUCUUACUUCCAAAUUCAGUGGAACAUUCCUUCCAUUGGACUUCAGAUACUCUGAUAGAAAUAAUGUUAUUCUGAAACUUGAAGUGUAAGCAAAAAAACAUUUUAGUCUGCUUUGAUUUGUCUGACUAAAUACUAUGUUACUCCUUAUCAUCUGGAGAGCAUUUGAAGUGCUUUAACACAUUUUGCUGCAUGUCUGAACUUCUGUAUUUCUGAGAUAUGCAUGACAUCAUGGUGUGUAUUGGUAGACUGCAUUUCUGCUCACUAACCUUUCAGGCGCUGGCUUUUGCAAGAUGGGUAGACACACAACUUGAUAACAAAACUUGCCCUGUUUUCUCAUCUCCAUUCAGAAGGCUGUUUUUUCACUUGUGCUUCGGUGAAUUAAUGCAAAUGACCAAUGACUUACACUCUGUGCAAUAACAAAAUGCAAUUUUCCUAUCAAGUUUGAUAAUGUUGAAAACUUGUAUUGUGGUAUUAAAAGCUUUGGCAGAAGUCUCUUGAUACAGUACAGUUGAGCAUUCAAGGGGAUAUUUUUAUAAUCUUGCUGUUUUAUACAUUUUGCAUGCUUAACCAUGAGGGAAACUGUACUAUUAUCAGAGGUAACUGUUCAGCUGAGCAACAUCUGAGCAGAAAACAUGGGAUUCUAAUGCCACUUGAACAGUGUGUUAGAUGAGGUUAUCCACUGCCACAUGAGCCUGAGAGUUGAUGGGUUAAAGACUUGUGAACACAGGUCGAAAUUUAUAACUUCUAAGCUCACAUCUAACAGUUACUUGUUAACCUGUGUGAAAAGGUUUUCUGUGUAUAUAUUCACAAAUAUAUUCAGCUACUGUGAUUUUGUUUAAGAUGGAAGCCAGGAUCAGUUAUGGAUCAGGAAGGUUAUAUAUUAUUCAUAGCUGCAGUUGUAUUUCAGUUACUGCUUUGAAGCAGUCUUAAACCUCAAUGCAUUUCUUCAUAAAAACAGGUAACUUGCUAUCGGAUUUAGAGUAAGAGCUAAUCUUUUUUCCUUCAGACACUUCAUUAUCUCUCUGUAUGUGUGGUCUGCAUCCAUCAAAAUUAAAGGACAGAUCUGUUGAAGAUCUGCAUGGCUUUUACAGUCCUAUGGCAGACGAUAUCUAGUAGUAGGUUUAAAAAGACUUACACUGAUAUAUAGUGACUGUGACUCCUAUAAACAGCUGAGAGAUAAAGCAUUUCUGCGGGAGCUGCUUUUAGUAAGGAAGGCAUGGCACUUGAAGUUCUUUUGUGUAGCAUCUCCUCGACUCUUGCAGCAAAUCAUGGUGCCUUUUGGCCUGUGUUUGUAGUUCCUUUGUCUGUUAGCUGACUAAUAGCAUGCUCUUUUUGCAGCCUACCAGGAUUAAAUUCUUAAAAGUGAGUAGCUUGAUGUGGUUAUUGCAAGAGGAAAGAAAAAAAAUACAGGAUAAGCUAAGGGAAGGGUGGAGAAGAGCAUCCAGACUCUAACCUACAUGUCAAAUGUUUUCUAAUUCCCUCUUCAUUGACCUAUCCCUGCCUACUUCUGCUAGAAACAGGUCUAGAGUAGUAGAAAGAACCCUGUUUGUAGCCUACUUUUCCAGCCCUUUUAGAAGUGCUACUGACUGGCUAUAGACAGUACCAAGUGUUUAUCCUUUUUUUGCAGAAGCUGCUACAAAACAGGGCUUAUAGAAUGCUAGGGCAGUUUUCCGCUAGUUAUUUCUGAACUAAGUUGCUUGUGUUACAUUCAGUUAGAUCUAGAGAGUCAGGGAACUUUUAAAAUAGAGAUUUGUGAAGAAGAAUUGACGUUAAGAGUGUGUGGUUAAAACCUGCCAAAUGGAGAAGAGAGUGGUGUUUUGACUAUGUUGGAGGAAAUCGGUGUCUAAGUUUGGGCACACCUCUUUUGUGUUGCCUGGUGCUUUCUGAUUUCCUUGAACUUAACAGCAGGGAAGAGAAAAUGAGCAGUUAAGCCCUUGCAUUCAUAUUACACCAUGGGGUUAUGGUCAGUAUUGUUAGCAGGUAGUUAUUCCCAGACAUCAAGCCUGGGAGGAGAAGUUCCUCUGUGUUGCCACUUGAGUGCAGUUCAGGUGGUUUGCCAAUAAAUGGUACCUUCCUUCAGCAAAUACAGAAUGGACAACUUAGAACAGGGCCGAUGAAGUACAUUUCCCUGAAACAGUGGCAGAGUCCUUGGCAUUGAACCUGUAAGGGUAACUAGUGCUCAUGGAAAAAUGCCUUGUUUACCUCCAUUUCCUUCCUACUUUGAGGAAGUUCCUCUGGUAUUGUCUUGUCAAGCACAGAGUAACAGUUCCUGAAUGCAGGCUAUGUCUCAAAGCCACAUGCACAGGAUUAAUAUUUUGCACAAACCAAAGCAGAGUUUGAGUGUAACUGAAGUCUUGUCUGUCUUUGGGACUGCUGGGCUAUAUGCACUGUUCCACCUCCCAAGGCCAGACUGCCGUUUCCCCAGCAGUGGCAGUAUGUUUGCAUAGUUGUUGUCCAUUGCAUUCUUUGCUGCUCACCAGAAUAUUUCAAGGGUAGAGUAAAUGUGGAAACCUUGUUGUUCCCAAGCUGUGUCCUUAAAUGCCUAACCAUCACGUUUUAAGGAAUGCUUUGUAAAAAAGUUCAAAUUACUCUUGUACAGUUGCUUGUGUUUUUUGAUUCAGUUGAUAUUUUCUGUCAAAACCUGCAGGUGAUUGACCUGUGAAAGCUGUAAAAGGAAUGUAUCAAGAUUGUGACUUUGAUGAAUCUUGCAAUGUUUGCUUGCUUGCUCGGGUGAGCUUAUUGUAGACUGCCAUUUAGACUGCGUUAAACUUGUAACAUGCUCCAAAAAUACAAAUUCAGUCAUUUUUAUGAAGGAUACAUGUUCUCUUAGAAGCUUUUUACUACCAAAAGGGGAUUAAGAGGCAUUGUGAGAACUCACAAAACUCUUUAGUGGAAUGUACUGUAUAUUUGCAAUGUAGACUUCUAGAAAGCAGUUGUCAUCUCUGAUAAGGACUUAGCUUGCUCUUUUUUUUUAUUUGCCUGUAGUUGUGAUUGUACUUUCUAUACCUGUGAUUUUUCUGGUUUGGGGUGUGUGGAAGGUAAGAAUUGAUACUCAAGUCUUAUUUUUGUCAUUUUCAGAAAAUGCAAUGUACUGAGUAAUUUUGCUACUAGUGAAAUUAAGAUUAUACCUGUAUGUAUAUAAAGGUAAUAUAGCCAAAUUAAGCCUUGUUUAAAAGUACAUUUAAUGUUUAGCACAAUGUCCUUGAACAGAAUAUUUUGCUUUGAAAUGUAACACGACUUAACCAGUGAUCAAUUAAAACAAACAAAAUUA